Trichophyton rubrum CBS 118892 is the source of this 1332-nucleotide messenger RNA. RefSeq lists its product as uncharacterized. The transcript has 2 exons. NCBI's taxonomy places the organism in Eukaryota, Fungi, Ascomycota, Eurotiomycetes, Onygenales, Arthrodermataceae. The record is from RefSeq and is a predicted model, not a curated record. The coding region runs from base 200 to 1288 and encodes 362 amino acids.
CUUACGUUUGGGAAGGGGUUGGGCCCUGGGAUAGGGAAGAGUGUGGUUCUCAAGGGACAGGAUGAGAAUGCGGCUCUGCAGGGCAAGGAGAAAGGCGCGGAGAAGAAUACUUUGGCUACUCCGGCUGGUGAGUAAAGUGGUAUUUUCCGCGCCUGAAUAUGUGCUGUGUUAGGAUGGGAUAGCUAAUGUGGCUUAAGGCAUGACGCGGGCGCCGCUCGGGAUGAAAACGACUAAUGCAAAGGCACGGGCAUUCCAGACUCCGGCCCCUACCAUGCCGAUAGGGACGAUUAAGCAGAGAAGUGCCAAACGGGGGUCGACCCGCAAGGUCAAGAAGGCUGCACCAUUGCCUGAACAGACCACGCAGGAGAGGACCGUUGCCGUGGAGGAGGAGGAGGAGCCUGAGAGGGAGAUUGAAUACAUGCCUCCAAAGCCAAAGCCCCUUCCUGACGAUGAUGGAUAUAUUACAUACGACACUACCUUCCCACACUUCAAAGGAAACAACUUCGCCCGUGGAUGGGAGAAGCUCUAUGAAGACACCUCUGUGGGUGAGGAUGGAUUGACAGCCAAGCAGCGAGAAGAGAAAGAGCUCGAUGAUGCAUAUAACAAGCACAUUGAAGAAUUGAUUCAAGCACAGAUUGAUAGCAUUGGGUCCCUUGAGCUAGAAGGAGAAGAGGAUGCCAAAGCGGAAGCAGAGGAGUGUAGACCUGUUAGCCGAGCCACCACCAAGUCGCAGCGGUCAGAGAGAACAGUGUCUACUCUCCGAUCAAAGAGUGCUGCACAGGCUCUAGCUAUGGACCCAAAGGAGAGUGUACGGACCAGGAGUUCGGCCAGACUGGCUGCAAAGGCCGCUGCAAAGGCUGCUACUGCAACAACAAAAACGACAACAACAAAACAGAAAAAGACGACAGAGCCAACUAACCCAUCUUCCAUGCGUCAUGCAGCCGCCGUGGCCAGCUCAAGGAGCACUCUGGGAUACUCCAAGGGGCGUGAGGCACUGGCUGCCCUGAGAGAAGGGACUGACCAGCCCAAGAGCAGCUCCAAGACCAACAAGUCAACAAACAAGACCGGCGAGCAGGAGAAUGAAACAGACCACCUCUCACCAGAGCUGUACAUGCAACUCUAUGGCCCGCCUGCGUUUGGCACUGAUAUGUGGUCUCGGUGUAAGAUCGCCGGCUACUUUGACGACGAGGUCAAGACGACCGAAGAGCUUUUGGGUAUAGACAGCACCAACAUUGACGAUGCCUUUGUGGAGGACGAGGAGAGUGCUAAUUUCCAGCUUCUCAUCUAAGCCAGCUCCUUUUAUCUUUUUCUUACCUAUCUUAUUUUUCUAUC